AUGGGCUCUGCAUGGGCUAGCUCUGCAUUCUCUCCUGCCAUCUCAGACGUUGAUAAGCAGUAUCGAAUCUCCAAGGAAGUUGGAACCCUCGGCGUUUCUUUAUUCUUGUUUGGAGUCGGACUAGGUCCUCUCUUAUGGGCCCCCUGUUCGGAAGUUUAUGGACGCAAAGUCGCGGUUUUAGCUCCAUACGCGAUUGCUGUCGCACUUUCAUUUGCCACAGCCGUCUCGAAAGAUAUUCAGUCUAUCAUGAUUACUCGUUUCUUCACCGGGUUUUUUGGUUCCGCCCCUAUUACAAAUGUGGGUGGUGUUCUGGCCGAUAUUUGGAGUUCACAGAGCCGCGCUAUUGCAGUGACAGUGUAUGCACUCACCCUAGUGUCUGGGACAGUGAUUGCACCAAUUGUGGGUGGAGCGAUUGAAGUCACAAAUCUUGAUUGGAGGUGGACUGAAUAUAUUACUGGAAUAAUUAUGGCCCUCUCAUUAAUAUUAGGGGCCAUCUUCUUGGACGAAAGUUAUCCACCUGUGCUGUUGGUCUACAAGAGCCGCCAACUUCGUCUACGGUCCGGAAAUUGGGCACUUCACGCCCAACAUGAAGAAUGGGAUGUCACUUUAAGCGAGCUAUCAAGCAAACAUCUGGCACGACCAUUUCAGUUGUUAAUGACGCCAAUAUGUUUUGCUAUCGCUCUAUACGCCUCUUUUGUCUAUGGGGUUCUCUAUCUCAGUUUGGCUUCAUUCCCGAUCGAGUUCCAAGAGCUCCGCGGUUGGAAUCCGCUAGUCGGGGCUUUGCCAUUUCUAGGUCUUCUUUUCGGGUUCUUCCUUGGUGCCGCAGUUAAUAUAACCAACCAGAGAUUUUACAGUCAACGAUUCCAAGCGAACAACAAUCGUCCCGUUCCCGAAGCCCGACUCCCACCUAUGAUGAUUGGUUCAGUAUUUUUUGCUGCGGGCUUGUUUAUAUUGGGUUGGACUACCAGCAUGUCAUUGAAUUUCGAAAUGUUUUCACCUCUGAUUGUCAAAGAAAUGUAG
Penicillium roqueforti is the source of this 1020-nucleotide messenger RNA. RefSeq lists its product as uncharacterized. Lineage: Eukaryota; Fungi; Ascomycota; Eurotiomycetes; Eurotiales; Aspergillaceae. The record is from RefSeq and is a predicted model, not a curated record. Gene Ontology annotation, molecular function: transmembrane transporter activity. The transcript has 5 exons. Gene Ontology annotation, biological process: transmembrane transport. Bases 1 to 1020 code for a protein of 339 amino acids.